GUCAAGGUGGAACCUCCCUUCGCGGUGGUCCGCGUGGGUGACCCACUCCACUUCCGCUGCUCCGUGCAGUUGGAGGUUAGAAACAUUGAGCUCCGCUGGACCCAUCUCGCCCCUACAGAGUCGUUGUGGGUGAAACACCCAAAUGAGUACCACAUCAUGUCGCCGUCUCUUCACGAGCUCAAAGGUGCCGUGAGCCUGGACCGAGCAGCGCGUGAGAACGCGGGGAGUGUGCUGUGCCAGGGGAAAGACCGCAGGGAUGGAGGCCUCUCCGUCAACGUCGCGGCCAAUGUCACCGUGCUGGACCGCGGAGUGUUGGAGCUGUCCCUGCUGAAUCCGCCUGGACCCAGCGUCUUGGUGGCGCGCGGCGACUCCCUGAAGCUGAGCGUGGGGGUGCUCUCGGUUCCUCCACUCAGCAACUGCAGCUGGCUGCACAACGGCGUCUCGGUCAUCAACGCGUCGACCUCACGGGCCUGCGAGGACACUACCCGCGGACACUGGUGUAAGUGCACGCUUUCGCUGCGUCGCAUUGUCCCCGUGGAGAGUGGCAGCUACUCCAUGGUGGCGCACAACGGGGACGCGCACGCGGUCAUCAGCGUCAACGUGAGCAUAGCGAGCGAGCCACCCAGAGUCGCUCACCAGGCCCAGAGGAGCGGUGCCCAACAAGGGAACCACGUGGUGCCGGCGCUGGGCGCUGCCACCCUGGCCAUGACAUUCAUCGCGGGGUACCUGUUCUACAGGUACAAGCAGAAGCCGCACUACGAGGUUCAGUGGAAAAUCAUCGACUCCGUGGACCACGACACGAACGAGUACAUCUACAUCGACCCCGGCAAGCUGACCUACGACCUCCACCACUGGGAGGUGGACAGAGCCACACUCGACCUGGGGGAGACGCUGGGCACGGGAGCCUUCGGCGAGGUGGUGGCGGCCACGGCCCACGGCCUCCACGGGCAGCAGGGCGCCACCACGUGCGUCGCCGUCAAGCGGCUCAAGAAGAGUGCCCGUGCCGUGGAGCGCGAGGCUCUGCGCAUGGAGCUCAAGGUUCUGUGUCACGUGGGGCAGCAUCCGAACAUCGUGAACCUGCUGGGAGCCUGCACCGAGCGCGAGCCCGUGCUGCUCAUCACCGAGUACUGCUGCCACGGCGACCUCCUGACCUUCCUCCGGGCACACAGCCCCAAGGGGUCCCCCAAGCCGGGGCUCGCACCCCAACACUCCGUCUACGGGAACCUGGUGGAACCAGGAGGCUCGGAGGAGAUCCUGCAGCCCCGGGAGUUGCUCUCCCUGUGCCACCAGGUGGCGGGCGGCAUGGCCUUCCUCUCCUCCAAAAAGUGCCUGCACCGCGACGUGGCGGCUCGGAACGUGCUGCUGGCUGAGGGCUUCCUCGCCAAGAUCUGCGACUUUGGGCUGGCCCGAGACGUGACGCGAGACCCCAACUACAUCCAGCGCGGCAACGCCCGGCUGCCCGUGAAGUGGAUGGCCCCAGAGAGCGUGUUCGACUGCGUGUUCUCGCUCAAGAGCGACGUGUGGUCCUAUGGAGUCCUCGUCUGGGAGGUCUACUCCUACGGUGAGAGCCCCUACCCUCACCUGGAAGUGGACGACACGUUCUUCCGUCUCCUCCAGGAUGGGUAUCGCAUGGAGGUGCCCAAGGCCUGCCCCCCAGCCAUGUAUGAGCUGAUGCUCCUGUGUUGGGACACGAGCCCCGCCGUCCGCCCGGCCUUCCGUGACAUCGAGGCUCUGCUUGCUCACAUGAUGCCGCCGCGCAGCGACGAGAUGGGUCCCAUGGGUCUCAAGUCGGUAGAGAAUCUGAUUGACUACGGGCUACCAGGCAGAGUGGAGAAUUCGUUCGCCCAGGUGGAGCGUACAGAGAGUCCCUUCGUCAACGUUGAACGGGUGUGCACCCAGGUGUGCCCCCAGGUGUGGGUGCCCAGGUGUGGGUGCCCAGGUGUGGGUGUCCACGUGGGCACCCAGGCGUGUACCGAGGUGUGGGUGCCCAGGUGUGGGGGGCUCAGUGCGGCCCGGGCACGUACGGGACCCGGGCGGGACUCCUGA
Lethenteron reissneri (Far Eastern brook lamprey) is the source of this 2046-nucleotide messenger RNA. Its product is annotated as mast/stem cell growth factor receptor Kit-like. Gene Ontology annotation, molecular function: growth factor binding; transmembrane receptor protein tyrosine kinase activity; ATP binding. Gene Ontology annotation, biological process: positive regulation of kinase activity; multicellular organism development; protein phosphorylation. Gene Ontology annotation, cellular component: signaling receptor complex; plasma membrane. The record is from RefSeq and is a predicted model, not a curated record. NCBI's taxonomy places the organism in Eukaryota, Metazoa, Chordata, Hyperoartia, Petromyzontiformes, Petromyzontidae.